This is a messenger RNA of Prunus armeniaca (apricot), 1572 nucleotides long. The record is from the annotation of a GenBank genome assembly. NCBI's taxonomy places the organism in Eukaryota, Viridiplantae, Streptophyta, Magnoliopsida, Rosales, Rosaceae.
AUGUCUACCUUCUCGGCCACACCCAACAAUACACCCACUUCUCUCCUGAACCACCACAAUUCAUUAUUCUAUAAUCCAAGUUGCCUGCCUUCACUUUCAAACAUUCAGAGAAGCCAUCCCAAGACUUCACCUGUUGCUUUCGAUGGCGUCAGGUUACAACAUAAGCAGGCUAAUGUCCAAAAAACAGUUCCUGGGGUGCUGAAUUCCAGGUUCUUGCAAAUUGGUUCUGAGGAAAGCUCCUCUAGUAGACAUGUUUUAGUGAAAUCAACUGGUGCAGAGAGUGCUGGCGGUUCCACUGUGUCUCAAAGUGUGCUUGGGAUUUUGCAUCUGAUUGUUUCAGUUGGUAUUUUUCUUGCAAUGGACAAUUUUUUGAAGCAAGCAUUUGUGGCGGCUUCCAUUAAGUUCCCCAGUGCGCUUUUUGGGAUGUUUUGUAUAUUCUCCAUUCUAAUUAUUCUUGAUUCCACUGUUCCUGCUGUGGCAACAAGCUUGAUGAACUUCUUCGAGCCGGCACUACUGUUCAUCCAGAGAUGGCUGCCAUUGUUCUAUGUUCCUUCUUUGGUUGUUUUGCCACUUUCUGUAAAAAGUAUUCCCGCUGCUUCCGGCAUCAAGAUCUGCUAUAUUAUAGUUGGAGGCUGGCUGGCUUCACUUGCUGUUGCAGGAUAUACAGCAAUAGCUAUUAGAAGAAUGGUAAAGACAGAAAUGACAGAUGCUGAGCCUAUGGGAAAACCCUCUCCAUUUUCUGCGGUUGAAGUGUGGUCUUGGAGUGGGAUCCUCCUGAUAUCAUUUGUUUCUGCAUUAUUAUAUCCAACAGCCCUGGGGACAAGUGCUCGAACAUGCCUUCCAUUCCUACUUGCAUCAACUGUGUUGGGCUAUAUAGUUGGUUCUGGAUUGCCAUCAGCUGUGAAAAAGGUUUUCCACCCGAUUAUUUGCUGUGCACUAUCUGCAGAUUUGGCAGCAUUGGCUUUUGGAUACUUCUCUAAGUCUGGGCUUGACUCUGUUCUUGGAUCUUACCUUACAAAGGUUUCAUCUAAUCCUGGAGCUGGUGAUGUUCUGAUGGGAUUCUUGGGGUCUGUUAUCCUCUCAUUUGCCUUCUCAAUGUUCAAACAGAGGAAGCUAGUCAAGAGGCACGCAGCUGAGAUUUUCACAUCCGUCAUCCUGUCAACCAUAUUCUCGUUGUAUUCAACUGCUCUUGUCGGACGUCUUGUUGGGUUGGAACCUGGUUUGACUGUCUCAAUUCUACCACGAUGUAUAACUGUGGCAUUAGCACUCAGCAUUGUGUCUUUGUUUGAAGGUACCAAUCCAUCGCUCACAGCCGCUGUGGUUGUAGUAACUGGUCUGGUUGGAGCUAAUUUUGUGCAAGCAGCACUUGAUAAACUACAAUUCCGUGAUCCUAUAGCUCGAGGGAUAGCUACUGCAUCUAGUGCUCAUGGAUUGGGAACAGCAGCAUUGUCGGCCAAGGAACCCGAGGCUCUCCCAUUUUGUGCCAUUGCUUAUGCUCUGAAUGGUAUAUUUGGCUCUUUGCUUUGUUCAAUUCCAGCAGUCAGGCAAAGCUUGCUUGCUGUAGUUGGAUGA